GUGUGUGUGUGUGUGUGUGUGUGUGUGUGUGUGUGUGUGUUGAUGUCCACAGUAUUAAUGAAGUCCUGUGUAAUCAACGUCAGCAGCAAGCUGUCUAUAAGAGACAUCAGAUGAGACUAGGACCCCGACCCUGUGUGGGGGUCUAGAUGGAGGGUGUAGGACCCUGUGAGGGGGUCUAGAUAGAGGGUCAGGGACCCAGUGAGGGGGUCUAGAUAGAGUGUCAGGGACCCCGUGAGGGGGUCUAGAGAGAGGGUCAGGGACCCAGUCAGGGGUCUAGAUGGGGGGCUUCUGGACCCUGUGAGGGGGUCUAGAUGGAGGCUCUGGUCCUGCUCAUUGCUGAGUCGUAGAUGCUGUGGAUCCUGGUGAAUUGACGUGUGGAUUAAGGACCAGAUGGGUCUGAGCGACCUUGGCUCUCAGAUUAAUGUCAGCGUAAGAGAUUGAGUUUGUCUCUCCCUUAGUGAAAUGAGGGUGAGAGGAUGAGGUGCAGGUGGUGAGGCGGGCGGCCGCUGGUGUUCUGAAGCCCGAGGGAGGGACUCUAAUCCCUUGAUCCCCACGAGGUCGCCUCCUUCUGGAAUGUUCCCUCACUCCUGGAGCGAGGGAACACACUGUUGUCGUAGUGACGGCUCGUCGUUGGUCCUGUCACGAUGACGGAGUUGUCAGGGUGGAGGCCUGCUGCUAGCCAGUUCCUGGUGGAAGCGGUUUCCUGGUGGUAGUUUCCUGGUCAUUUCUUGGACGUUUCCUGGUGAUGGUAGUUUCCUGGUGGUGGUCGUUUCCUGGUCGGUUCUUGGGGGUGGUAGUUUCCUGGUAGUUUGCUGUAGUUUUCUGGUUGUGGUAGUUUCCUGGUUGUGGUCGUUUCCUGGAGGUGGUAGUUUCCUGGUAGUUUCCUGUUAGUGGUACUUUCCUGGUCGUUUCCUGGUCGUUUGUUGAUAGUUUCCUGGUGGCAGUCCCCCUGGCCGGUGCAGUGGUCUUAAGGCGCUUGUUAGCCGGGUGUCAGCGCGCGGCGGCUCCAGGAUCUGGGUCAUUAGCUGUAAUCUGAGGAGCAACAUCGACGUGGGGCUACACGGAGACGGGCGAGAUUUAGCGCGGGUUUAAUCCACGGGCGACAGCUGACAGCCAAUACCCUGGCUCCGGGUUCCUCCUCUGGCUUCAGUAGGUCACCAGGGAUCUGUACAGCAUAGGCGUGCUUACAGCCAAGCUAAGCUCCCUGCAGACCUGGCCCGGCUCCACCUGGCCGAUGGCCCUCACUCCCAGGUGACACACGGCUCCUCCAGCCAAUCAGGAUGUAGUGUCACCAGUGACUCUGGGAGCAGCAGCCUAUCAGACCUUUACCAGGCGACUGAGGGUGACAGCGGGGACAUGGACCUCAGUGGUCUCCCUGAGACCGCCGUGGACUCUGAGGAAGACGAUGAUGAGGAGGAGCUGGAGCGGGCGUCGGACCCCCUGAUGAGCCGGGACAUCGUGAGGGACUGCCUGGAGAAAGACCCCAUGGACCGGACCGACGACGACAUCGAACAACUGCUGGAGUUCAUGCACCAGCUGCCGGCCUUCGCCAACAUGACGAUGUCCGUGCGCCGUGAGCUAUGUGCGGUGAUGGUGUUCGCCGUGGUGGAGCGCGCCGGCACCGCCGUGCUCAACGACGGAGAGGAGCUGGACUCGUGGUCGGUGAUCCUGAACGGCUCGGUGGAGGUGCUCCACCCAGAGGGCCGGGCGGAGAUCCUCUGCAUGGGGAACAGCUUCGGGGUCAGCCCCACCCUGGAGAAGGAGUUCAUGAAGGGGGUGAUGAAGACCAAGGUGGACGACUGUCAGUUUGUGUGCAUUGCGCAGCAGGACUACUGCUGCAUCCUGAAUCAGGUGGAGAAGAACAUGCAGAAGGUGGAGGAAGAGGGCGAGAUCGUCAUGGUGAAGGAGCACCGAGAGCUGGACCGGACCGGGACCCGCAAGGGCCACAUCGUCAUCAAGGGUACGACGGAGCGUCUGACGAUGCACCUGGUGGAGGAGCACUCGGUGGUGGACCCCACCUACAUCGAGGACUUCCUGCUGACCUACCGCACCUUCCUGUCCAGCCCCAUGGUGGUCGGCAAGAAGCUGCUGGAGUGGUUCCACGACCCCAGCCUCAGGGACAAGGUAACACGCGUGGUGCUGCUGUGGGUCAACAACCACUUCAACGACUUUGAGGGCGACGCGGCGAUGACCCGCUUCCUGGAGGAGUUCGAGAACAACCUGGAGAGAGAGAGGAUGUGCGGCCACCUGCGGCUCCUGAACAUUGCGUGCGCGGCGAAGGCGAAGGCCCGCGUGGUGACGCUGACCCGGGCCUCGCGGGACGCCCCGCUGGCCUUCAGCCUGCUGGGGGGGCAGGACAAGGGCUUCAGGGUGUUCAUCGACGCCGUGGAGCCCGGGAGCAAGGCAGCAGAGAGCGGCCUGAAGAGGGGAGACCAGAUCCUGGAGGUCAACGGUCAGAACUUCGAGAACGUCCAGCUGAUGAAGGCCAACGAGAUCCUGAAGAACAACACCCACCUGUCAAUCACGGUGAAGACCAACCUGCUAGUGUUUAAGGACCUCCUGGCCCGCCCGGACCAGGACCCCUCUGAGGGGGAGGUGGAGGAGGAGGUGGAGAGGAAGAACGGCGCCCCCCACCUCCCCAAGAUCGGAGACCUGAAGAAGGCCAGCCGCUUCUCCAUCCCCGACCUGGCUGUGGACGUGGAGCAGGUGCUGGCCCUGGAGAAGAGCAGCAAGAAGGGGAAAGGCGGCACGGUGGGCGGCCGCAACAAGCUCAAGAAGAUCUUCGACAAGACACUCACCAGCAUCCUGCCCCCAAAGCCCUACAACGACGUGGCGGUGGGCCAAUCGCAGGACGACAGCAUCGUGGGUAUGAAGCAGUCCAAGCAGAUCCCGGCGGCGCUGCCCGUCAGCGGGAACCUGUCCUCCUCCAACCCCGACCUGCUGCAGACACACCAUCGCAUCCUGGACUUCAACAACCAAUCAGACCUCUCGGACCAGGUCCUGCGGGUGUUCAAGGCGGACCAGCAGUCGCGGUACAUCAUGAUCGGGAAGGACACCACGGCGCGGGAGGUGGUGGCGCAGAGCAUCCGGGAGUUCGCCCUGACCGCCGCGCCCGACGCCUACUCGCUGUGCGAGGUGUCCGUCACCCCGGAGGGCGUGAUCAAGCAGAGACGCCUCCCGGAGCAGCUGUCCAAGCUGGCCGACCGCAUCCAGCUCAGCGGCAGGUACUACCUGAAGAGCAACAUGGAGACGGAGACGCUGUGCUCGGACGAGGACGCCCAGGACCUCCUGCGGGAGGGCCAGAUCUGCCUGCUGCAGCUCAGCACGGUGGAGGUGGCCACGCAGCUCAGCAUGCGCGCCUUCACGCUGUUCUGCGCCAUCGAGCCCACCGAGUACAUCGACGACCUUUACAAGCUGCGCUCGCGGCCCGGCCCCGCCGCCCUGAAGCGCUUCGAGGACGCCAUCAACCAGGAGACCUUCUGGGUGGCCAGCGAGGUGACGCGGGAGCCCCACCAGCUCAAGAGGAUGAAGACCGUCAAGCACUUCAUCAAGAUCGCCCUGCACUGCCGCGACUGCAAGAACUUCAACUCCAUGUUCGCCAUCAUCAGCGGUCUGAACCUGGCCCCGGUGUCCCGGCUGCGGGGGACCUGGGAGAAGCUGCCCAGCAAGUACGAGAAGCUGUUCGGGGACCUGCAGGACCUGUUCGACCCGUCCAGGAACAUGGCCAAGUACCGCAACGUGCUCAACAACCAGAACCUGCAGCCGCCCAUCAUACCGCUGUUCCCCGUCAUCAAGAAGGACCUCACCUUCCUCCACGAAGGGAACGACUCCAAGGUGGACGGGCUCAUCAACUUUGAGAAGAUGAGGAUGAUCGCCAAGGAGAUCCGCCACGUGGGCCGCAUGGCGUCCGUCAACAUGGACCCCGCCCUCAUGUUCAGAACCAGGAAGAAGAAGUGGAGGAGUUUAGGCAGGUCUCUGAGCCAGGGCAGUGCCAACGCGGCGGUGCUGGACGUCAGUCAGGCCGGCGGCCAUAAGAAGCGCGUGCGGCGCAGCUCCUUCCUGAACGCCAAGAAGCUGUACGAGGACGCGCAGAUGGCCCGCAAGGUGAAGCAGUACCUGGCCCACCUGCGGCUGGACGACAGCGAGGACAGCCUACAGGCCCUGUCCCUCCAGUGCGAGCCCUCCGUCUGCACCCUCCCUAAGAUCCCGAGCGGGCGACGGUCAGACACGUCUCCGGUGGUGGCGCGGGCGGCUAGCCAGCAGCGCGGGCAGCUAGCGCGGGGGGGCCCCGGCCUGCAGGUCCCCGCCGUGGCCCUCUACCCCUCCCGCAAGAAGGUCCCAGUGAAGGACCUGCCCCCCUUCGGCACCAGCUCUCCUCACUCCCUGAAGAAGAUCUUGUCUCUGUCGGAGGAGGGGACCGACAGACAGAGGAGACCCCAAGAGGACACGGUGUCCAACACCUCCUCCCAGCUCUCCUCCCCGCCCACCUCCCCGCAGAGCUCCCCCAAGAAGGGUGUGUCCAGAGGAGGUGAGAGCUACGCAGAGAGCGGUGUCCACAGCGACGUCUCCUCCCGCUCCAGCCUCCUCAGCACCUCCUCCUUCGACAUGCAGGAGCAGCGGAGGCAGCGGAGCUCUGGGGGGGCCGACCCGGCCCUGGGGGGGGGCGGGGCCCGGCUGGAGAGACGGGCCACCACCGACCCGGACCAGUACAGCCUGGGCUCCUACUCCUCCAUGCAGGACUGCCGCUCCCUGUACGCGGGGGGGCCCACGGUGCUGUCCUCCCCCAGCAGUGAGGAGCUGACGGGGGACCAGGGCGACCGGGUGUCCCUGGACGCGGCCGACAGCGGGCGUGGCUCCUGGACCUCCUGCUCCUCGGGCUCCCAUGACAACAUCCAGACCAUGCAGGGCCGCAGCUGGGAGACGCUGGCCUUCGUGGCGGGGGGCGGCGGCGUGGUGGGCGGGGGGGGCGGGGUCCCAGCCGGGCUGUGGGCCGCCCAGACCCGCGGCAGCUGGGCGUCGGCCAGCUCCUCGUCCUCCUCCUCGGCGGCCUACUGGGGGGAGGAGUCGGAGGGGGACACGGGCACCAUCAAGAGGAGGGGCGGGAAGGAGGUGAACGCCGACGGGGAGACCAGCAGCAUCACCUCCACCGGCUCGGAGGACGCAAAGCACCGCGCCACGCCCUCGCCCAUCACCACGGGGGGCAAGGGGCUGCUGGCGAGAAAGGACGGGCGUUACCGGGAGCCCCCCCCCACCCCCCCGGGCUACACGGCGCUGACCGCCGCCGACCUGCCGGACGGCCCGCCCCCUGCCGCCCCCAGCGCCCCCGUCGCCACGACGACGGCCGGGCCUCUCUGCAGCCGCCGGCCCCCCGACUAUAGCACGGCGCUGCAGCGCUCCCGCAUGGUCACGCAGUCACCUGACCUGCAGCACCGGCCCCCCCGCGGCCCCCCCCACGGCCCUGCCCACGGCCCCCCUCGCCCAGAGGAGGAGGAGGAGGACGAUGAACAGGUGUCUGCAGUCUGAAGGGGGCGGGUCUUCCUGCAGUGAUGAGAGGCUCCGCCCAGUAGAAAGGGGCGGGGUCAGAGAGACUGACGUGUAGAAGGACCAAUAGACUCAUCAUCAGUUACGUACGUGCCUGCGGCCUCUGAUUGGUGGAGCUGCCGCCGGCCCCGCCCCCUGCCUUAAAGCAUCUCUACUGUGAAGACGACGGACUUCUGGCACUUUGGACGGAGACUUCCUGUUAGAGAGAGGGAGGCUUCCUGUUAGAGAGUGGGAGCCCUGGUUGCCAUUAGUAACGGACACAACCGACUGUUGCCAUCGGCGACGGACGCUGAAUAAAUUGAACUGACGUGUUGAGCCUCAUCUGCACUUUGUGUUUUAGUACGAGAACAAAACCCAACUUCCUGUCUUACUUCCUGUCCCGUCCCCCUCGGCUUGUCUCUCUUCUUGGACUCUGAGAGACACCCCCCCCCUCCCAACACCAGACCAGUAUUAUUACAAAAACACAUACACACACGCACACAUCAACACACAUCAACACACAUCAAGACACACAACACACACAUCAACAUACACAAUAGCACACGCACACAGAUUAAAACGCACACACUGGACCACAACCACGGAUCAAAUGGCACUUUCAGCACAGCAGCGUGAGGUCAGAGGUCAGCGUGAGGUCAGAGGUCAGCGUGAUCCAACGCUGUUCCAAACUCAAUGUUUUUAAUCGACUGAUGAAGGUCAAAGCACAGAGUCGCGUUACUGCGCCUCUGCACCCGGUCCUGGUCCUCACCCGGUCCUGGUCUUCAGGGUCCUGGUCCUCAACCCGGUCCUGGUCCUCGCCCCGGUCCUGGUCUUCAGGGUCCUGGUCCUCAACCAGGUCCUGGUCCUCGCCCCGGUCCUGGACUUCAGGGUCCUGGCCCUCAACCCGGUCCUGGUCUUCAGGGUCCUGGCCCUCAACCCGGUCCUGGUCCUCAACCCGGUCCUUGUCUUCAGGGUCGAUGACCUCUGAGGUGAACCAGCGGUGACCCCUGAUGACCCCAGGCGACCCCUGUUGACCACUGCGGUGACCCCCGCUGACCCCUCGGCCGCCGGUCACAUUGACCAGCGUCGGAGGCUCCGGUAAAUGAAGAAGAAGAAGAGUUUCCUGAAGGAAGCUCUCAAAGGUUUUGGAUUAUUUCUCUGACUUUGUUAUUGUCAUUUUUUGUAAUGGCUGCCGAUGGAUUGUGGGUAAAAUGAUGCGUUUGUAAACCGUGGUGAGAUCAUGUGUAUAUUAGCACCCGUUCGAUAAACAACUUGCACAACAAGGAGAGCGCAGACGCCGGUUGAGCGGUCAUCCCUACAUUAUCCCCAUGCUAAUCCCACUGCUAAUCCCCAUGCUAGUCCCACUGCUAAUCCCAUUGAUAAUCCCUUCAAUAUCCUUAUGAUAAUCCCAAAUGCUAAUCCCACUGCUAUUCCCACUGCUAAUCCUCACUCAAUCCCACUGCUAAUCCUGUCAAUACCCGAAUGCUAAUCCCAAUGCUAAUCCUUUCAAUACCCCAAUGCUAAUCCCAAUUCUUAUCCGAUCAAUACCCUAAUGCUAAUCCCUUCAUAGACCCAAAACCUAUCCAAUGCUAACCCUUUCAUACUGCCAAUGCUAAUCUCAAAGCUAAUACCCUCAUAAUCCUAGUGCUAAUAACAUUGCUAAUCCCUCCACAGACCCACCGCUAAUCCCUAAAAGAAUCCCUUAAUAUGAUAAUCCAAGUGAUCAACCAAUCAAAUUCUCAGUGCUAAUUCCAGAUUAAUCCCAUCACUGAUCCCAAUGUGUUCCCAGCUCUAAUCUCUGAAAGUCCACUCUAAUCUAGUCCCACUCUAAUCUAAUCUCACUCUAAUCUCUGCAUAGUCCCACUCUAAUCUCACUCUAGUCGAUUUCCACUCUAAUCUCUGCAUAGUCCCACUCUAAUCUCUGCAUAGUCCCACUCUAACCAGUCCCACUCAAAUCAGUCCAAGCUCUAAUCUGUCCCAGCUCUAAUCAGGCGUAGAUCACAGCUCGUCAGCCUAGUGGUAGAAGUGUGUUUAAUGACUGAUGUCAAAGACGAUGUACAUUUAACUGUCCCCCGCAUCAUUUCUCGUGAUACUUCCACAUGUAUGUCUUUUAAAAAGACAGUUGAUGAAGUAUGUAUCUGUUGUUUUUUUUGUAUUUUUAAUACAAUAAUUGUAAAUAUUGGUUCUAUUUUUGUUCAAAUGUACUGUUUAUGCCUCAACCUCCAGUGGAACGCUGGAGAUCAAUAAAUACUGCGUUAAGAAGC
Molecule: messenger RNA, 7784 nt
Organism: Gadus morhua (Atlantic cod)
Lineage: Eukaryota; Metazoa; Chordata; Actinopteri; Gadiformes; Gadidae
Gene: rapgef2b
Product: Rap guanine nucleotide exchange factor 2b
Exons: 25
Coding region: 1357-5523 (1388 amino acids)
Biological process (GO): small GTPase-mediated signal transduction
Molecular function (GO): guanyl-nucleotide exchange factor activity; protein binding
Source: RefSeq, a predicted model, not a curated record